ACAAAAUGGCUACUCGACGGACCGUCUCCAAUUGAUUUUUUUCCCCUCUAAACUAGUACCACACACAUUAAAACCUCACCGUGUUAAAUUAUUUAUUUAAAUUUAACCGCGCAUCAUAUGUUUAGUUCGUGUAAAAAUAAAUUGUGUUUCGAUCGCAGGUUAUAAUCGUGCCGUGUACGUUAUUAUAUGUUGAAAUCAUCGGUAUUUCUAACAAAUGUAUAGACUUCAGUGUUCUAUGUCAGUCAGGAGCCGUUCCAGUAUAUGUGUAAACAAACAACCAUGUUGAUACAAGUAACGACCUGUUGAUAAACACCGGAUAACAACUUGGCGACCAGUGAAAACCUGUACAUGUUAAUUGGGGGGAGGCUAGACAAGUUUUGAUGUAUUUAGCAAGCAUUAGAGCGUGUGAAUUGUGAAAGGAAAGUUUACGAAUAUGGCGUCCUGUUUGUCUGGUGGGCAUUAUGUGCCCGGGAGCAAGGAGUAUGUGCCCGUUGCGGAGUUUUAUGCAGACAAGUCAGUUUUUGUGACUGGCGGCACCGGGUUUAUGGGGAAGGUAUUGGUCGAAAAACUGUUAAGAAGUUGUCCAAAAAUUAAGAAGAUCUACCUUCUGAUGCGGCCGAAACGAGGCCAGGACGUCGCGUCACGUCUCACCGAACUAACACAGUCACCGUUGUUCGAGACCCUACGGAGAGAGCGGCCCCAAGAGUUGAACAAGAUAGUCCCGAUUGUCGGCGAUAUUACCGAGCCGGAAUUAGGCAUCAGCGCUGCAGAUCAGACCAUGCUUUGUCAGAAGAUAUCAGUGGUGUUCCACUCGGCUGCGACUGUGAAGUUCGACGAGAAACUCAAACUGUCUGUCACCAUCAACAUGUUGGGCACACAACAGCUGGUCCAGCUUUGUCAUCGCAUGCUUAACCUUGAGGCACUAGUCCACGUAUCGACGGCAUACUGCAAUUGUGAACGCGAGCGAGUGGAGGAGACGGUGUACGCGCCGCCUGCGCACCCCGAGCACGUGGUCACGUUGGUACAGACCCUGCCUGACGACCUCGUCGAUAGAAUCACACCGGAUUUAGUCGGUGACCGGCCUAACACAUACACAUUUACAAAGGCUUUAGCAGAGGACAUGCUUAUAAAGGAAAGUGGGAACCUGCCAGUAUCCAUCGUACGACCUUCUAUCGUGCUCUCAUCGCUCCGAGAGCCGGUAAAAGGUUGGGUUGACAAUUGGAACGGUCCCAACGGUAUCAUAGCGGCUGUGGGCAAGGGGAUAUUCCGUACGAUGCUUGGGACAGGCACGAAGGUCGCGGACCUGGUGCCUGUCGACACCGUCAUCAACCUAAUGAUUGUUUGCGCGUGGAGGACGCAUUUGAGACGAGGUGAGGGAGUAGUGGUGUACAAUUGUUGCACUGGCCAGCAGAACCCCAUCACGUGGCAGCGGUUUGUCAAAACCAGCUUCAAAUACAUGCGGAAACAUCCGUUUAAUGAGGUGCUAUGGUACCCCGGAGGUGACAUCACCAGUAACAGGCUGAAGCACGGCACGUUGUCGCUGCUGCAGCAUCGCGCGCCCGCCGCCAUCAUGGACCUCGUAUCCACAGCCACCGGCAAGAAACCUAUGAUGGUCCGUGUUCAGAACAAGUUGGAGAAGGCGGCGGCGUGCCUCGAGUACUUCACCACGCGUCAGUGGGCAUUCGCAGACGACAACGUGCAAGCACUCUGCGCGUCACUCUCGCCUGACGACCGCAGGACCUUUGAUUUCAACGUGCGCAACAUCGACUGGGACGCGUACAUCGAGUCGUACGUGCUCGGCAUCCGGAGGUUCCUCUUCAAAGAGAGCCCCGACACGCUGCCCAAGUCCAGAGCCGUGUUGCGAAGAUUACAUAUAGUCCACAUCCUAACCCAAGUGGCGACCGUGUUCUUCCUAUGGAGAUUCCUGUUUUCACGCUCGAACGCGCUCCGCUCCAUCUGGCGGCGCGUCCUAGAACUGUUAACGAGGGCAGCUCGACUCUUAGCUAUAGCUUGAUGAUAACGAACGAAGUUCCACUCGUUAACGCCCCUUCGUUUCAAGCUUCCAAUCACGCCACGAUAAAAUAAAAAGAAAUUAUGACAUUCGACAUUUGUUACAAGAUGGCAAUUCUCGCCAAUUCAACAUUGACACCAAUAGAAUUGUUAAGUACACAGGCAAAUGAUUUAGAUAAUAUAUUUUUCUCUUUAAAAGUAAGCUUCUACGGGGCUGUUAUAUUUGCUUCGGGAUCUACACUGUGUUGUGGUGUUACAUUGAACAUAGCUGGGUACUGAGACUUCUACUUCUUCCACGUUGUUUCAUGUACAAAAGUUAAGAUUAAAUAGGUCUAAUGUUGUAAAAAUAGUCAACCUGUCUUCUAUGUAAAAUCUUGUUGAAAUCUGUUCCUAAAGGCACAUUGGCUGGUAACCGAUGCUUUCCAAGGCACAGUGUAUAUCUAAAUACUUCCCAAGCGCUAGGCUACUAGUUACCGAUCGGAUAAGUAAUAGUGAUUCCAAUAAUUUUGUACUUCAACAGCUCAAUAUUCAAACGAUUCAAAUCUGUUAUUGCCUAGUUUUAAUAACAAUAGCGAAUUGUACUCAUGUUGUUGGUGAGGUUAUAUUUUUAAAGUCAGUUAUUGUGCCAAUAAUAAUUUGUCUUUCGGUUGGAUUUAUGCUUCCAUGAAAAUAUCAUUGGGCCCAUUGAUCGGCUUGUAGAUUUUUGGGUCGUGUUCUAACGUUGAUUCUAUGUAACUGUUGAAACACUGAAACUAUAAUAUUCGAUGAAUCAAAUAAAGUGGGCAACAUUAUGAGGAUUGAAGAUAAAGGAUUCGUAUCGCACGUAACUGACGGACAGGCGGCGUUUGUAAAUUCUGAGGCUGUUGACGCCUAAAAGCCAAAGCUAUGUACAUUGUUUUUGAGUGAAACUGUUUUUUUCGUUAUAAAGCCUCGUAUCGACUGGGCAACAUUUGACGCACGACAUGUUGUUUGCUUCGAUGCAACAAUGCAGUAAAGAUUCAAGUGUUGUCGAGUAGAAACGUGACGCGCAACUUUGUUCCUCUGUCGACAAUGUUGCGAGCAAAAUCAUGUGUAGACAGACAACGUUUCUAACUAAAAUGUUGAGUAACAUGUUGUACAACAUGUUGGGCUUCAAAUGUUGCCUAGUCGGUAUAGGCUUAAGUAAAACAUUGAUUGAAGUUAGCAUUUUGUAACAGAAACAUUUCGUUUAGCGGUCUCUUGUAUAUUUUUCCAAGAUUGCAAUUAGGAUUUUUUGACGGCUCAAUAUAAUAGAUGGUUUGUCGAACUAGUCAAAUGCAUUCGUUAAGAACAACUCUUGCUUUAGUCUUGCAUUAUAUAUGUAGUUGAGUGAUUCUGACGCAUUGAGGGUUUUCGAUUUUGCGAUCCGUAGAUGGCGCUAGUGUGCUGUAAAGUCUUGUCUAAUGAGCAGCUGUAGCCAAAUGCCAUUUAGCGCUUGUCUACGAGUAGAAUAGAAAACCAAAUUAUAUGG
This is a messenger RNA of Spodoptera litura, 3499 nucleotides long. Its product is annotated as putative fatty acyl-CoA reductase CG5065. The record is from RefSeq and is a predicted model, not a curated record. Gene Ontology annotation, molecular function: alcohol-forming very long-chain fatty acyl-CoA reductase (NADP+) activity. Gene Ontology annotation, biological process: long-chain fatty-acyl-CoA metabolic process. Gene Ontology annotation, cellular component: peroxisome. Lineage: Eukaryota; Metazoa; Arthropoda; Insecta; Lepidoptera; Noctuidae.